Messenger RNA from Exophiala viscosa, 1422 nucleotides. Its product is annotated as D-3-phosphoglycerate dehydrogenase. Gene Ontology annotation, molecular function: NAD binding. Lineage: Eukaryota; Fungi; Ascomycota; Eurotiomycetes; Chaetothyriales; Herpotrichiellaceae. The record is from RefSeq and is a predicted model, not a curated record. The coding region runs from base 148 to 1266 and encodes 372 amino acids. The transcript is spliced from 4 exons.
AUUUAGUAAAACCGCCACUAUGUCGUGUCAUAUCGCUUAGGCUAAUAGUCCUCCUCGACCUCAACAUUCCAUCUACGUAUCUAUCUCAUCGACUAGACUUCCGUACAUUACCAUUCUGCUCGGAAGAGAAGCUUGAUCAAGAACAAGAUGGGAGGCGGUCCGGACAAAGAACAUCUCAUCAUCGCCCAUUGGGAUGCCGAACCCAAGCGCGAAACGUCGCUGAUCAAGCAACUAUUCCCAUAUAUCGAUAUCACAUAUGUUCAAGUUUCCAGAAACAUCAGACCCAAUGUGGACAACAGCAAUCAGAUCUCCGAUGAUCUGUGGAAAUCGGCGACCAUUCUUCUCACGCUGUUCACACUUCCAUCCACAAAGGACAAGGUGCCAAAUCUCAAAAUAAUCCACCUCUUCUCCGCGGGUGUCGACGCCUGGUCAAACCACCCCAUCGUCAAGGACAGCGACAUCGCCAUCACCACGUCCUCUGGCAUCCACGGCCCGCCCAUAACAGAAUGGAUCGUAAUGACCACACUGGUCGCUAGCCGCAAUUACGCCAUACAAUAUGAAUGGCAGAAACAGCACAGUUGGGCACCCGAGCGGAACCGCCUGAUGUCCGGCACGGACUGGGCUGGCAAGACUGUCGGCAUCGCUGGCUACGGUAGUAUUGGGAGACAAGCCGCCCGCGUCUUCUCUGCAUUGGGAGCCAGCGUCCACGCAUACACGGCAUCUCCACGAUCCACGCCCUCCGCGCGCAAAGACAACGGGUACUUCGUCCCCGGCACAGGCGACCCGGACGGCAGCAUCCCUACGGCAUGGUACUCCGGCACUGAGAAGGCGUCUCUGCACACGUUUUUGGUAUCCGGGCUCGACGCGCUGAUCAUAUCACUCCCACUUACGCCCGCGACACGCCAUCUUUUCGGGGCUGAAGAGUUCAGAAUACUCGGCAGUUCUGGGUCGAGCAAAGCCAAAGCCGCGGGGCAAAAGGCGUUUCUUAUCAACAUCGCGCGUGGACCAAUUUUGGACCAGAAGGCCUUGAUCACAGCGCUGAACGACGAUGUUUUGGCUGGCGCGGCGCUCGAUGUUACGGAUCCGGAACCUCUGCCUAAAGACGAUCCGCUUUGGGAUGCGAAAAAUGUGAUUAUCACGCCUCAUGUCAGUGGGUUGGGGAGCGAGUAUAGUGAUCGGGCGUAUGAUUUGUUCGUGACGAACUGGAAGAGGCAUGAAAGAGGAGAGAGGAUGUUUAACCUUGUGGACCGGAAGAAGGGAUAUUAGUGUCAGAGUGGUACCUCAUGGACAGAGUGGGCAAGAGAAGAAAGAGCAGCCACGAGAUAUGGGCAGUAGAAGGAGGUGAAGCCGGAAGAGGAUGAUGCAUACGUAUCUAGAGAAAAAAGUAGGCCCAUUCCUUUAAUUGAAUAUGGUAUCUCAAAU